Ixodes scapularis (black-legged tick) is the source of this 1443-nucleotide messenger RNA. RefSeq lists its product as uncharacterized. The record is from RefSeq and is a predicted model, not a curated record. Gene Ontology annotation, biological process: DNA replication, removal of RNA primer. The transcript has a single exon. The coding region runs from base 1 to 1443 and encodes 480 amino acids. NCBI's taxonomy places the organism in Eukaryota, Metazoa, Arthropoda, Arachnida, Ixodida, Ixodidae. Gene Ontology annotation, molecular function: RNA-DNA hybrid ribonuclease activity; nucleic acid binding.
AUGACCAAAACGUGGAAACAAGGAACAUCGCUAAUCAGAAGAAUCGCAAACAGACUCAGAGGAGCGGGAGAAAAAGUGGCUCGAACACUGACUCAAACAGUGCUCAUCUCCAAAAUUAUGUAUGGGCUAAGAUUUUACAAGAUCGAUAAAAAGAACAUGGAGAAACUGGAAAGUUUACUAAACGAUGCGAGACGGUGCAUUGCAGGAUUGCCGCGAAACGUCAAGAUAGAAGAACUACACAAAUGCGUCCCUUUCCCGAGUUUUGAGGAAUUACGAGCGAUACAGGAAGAAAUGCACAAAAUUAAGAUGCUCAAUACGAAAGAAGGGCGACGCAUCAUGAAUCUGCUAAAUCAAGACACGAGCAAACUGGAUGAAUUUCCGGAACAGAUGCCACCAUGGGAACGGAUAAUGGUAGUUCCAGGCACUCCCAUUCCCAAGAGCAUGGGCCUUGAUCACCAGGAAAGAAGAAGAAGAUAUGCCAAAAAACACAACGAAGAAAUUGAGCUCAUCCGCAAUGACCCCGAGUUAGCGAUAUACUAUACGGACGCGGCGGUCAGCAACAAUAACGCAACGAUAGCCUUUCACCUCCUAAACAUAGGAACAUGGGCAUACCCAACAGUCGCAGACACCCCGGAAGAAGCCGAAGCGCAAGCAGUCUUGGCUGCAGUAGAACACGCAAGCAGCAGUACAAUUGAAAAGAAAAGAAUAACAAUUUUUACCGAUUCACAAGAGGUUAUUAGAGCAUGUAAGAUACACCAUGCGGUAAGCCCGACAAUACGAAAAAUCCUAAAGGCGGCAAUAACAACACUGAAGAAGAAGAAUGCAACGAUACUCCUGCGUUGGAUCCCGGGACACACGGGGAUUAAGGGAAAUGAGAUUGCCAACAAAGUCGCGAAAGAGUAUAGUCGUUCCCUCCUUUCCGACAGACCAGGCCAAUCUCAACGAGAUCACCCGUACUCUACUGUAUUAAAAAGUUUGAGUAAAGAAUACGAUCCUAUAGCUACCAUAAAUAAGGCAAAAAAACAACUACAGCAACAACUACGAAACAGGCAUCCCGAAGAACAGGAUCCUAUCCCUUCUGGGCUCAAAAGAUACCAAACAGUUCUUUUGAGAAGGGUAAGGACAGGAAGUGCUAUAACCCCGCACCUCCUCAAGAAAUGGGAAACACAAGAAAAGUUGAGACAGGACCCGAAAUUCAUACCAAAACCACCAGAAUGUAACUUUUGUAGAGAAAAGAUCCCACCAAACAUCGAUCAUCUCCUGUGGGACUGCAAACACUUCAGAAGAGAAAGGGAGGAUGCACAUGCAACAAUAGAUCCCGAAGAUAAGCCCGAAAACCUUAAUGAAUGGAUAAAACCAGCAGGGAAUUCCGGAAGAAGACUUCAACUGCUCAAAUCCGUCAUUUCCUACCUGGAGAAGACAGGCCUCAGUAAAACUUUCUGA